GAAGUGACGUCGCUGCCGUCGCGCUGUGUUGAUGUUUGUGGACGCGCUGGAGACGAGAAGAAGGAGACGCUUCUUGUUUUUGUUCAACUAAACCGUCGAAAAGAAGCCGAGGCGUCGUUCCUGUCGUCCACUCGGUUCGCUAAGAGCCUUAGCUCGGUGAUUGGAGGUACGCGGCCGGGUCGGAGGGCGAACACACCGAGACUUUUGAUCCAGAAAGGGAGGACUCGUCACCCUCUGACCCCCUCCCUGCUUCCCUCUCACACUCCACCAUGACGAUUCUCCCGAAGAAGAAGCCCAGCUCCGGGGUCGGUGUCUCGGACCACGCCGAUGACAGCGACCGUCGGAGCGGCUCCGACCCGCACCAACACCCGCAUCCUCAUCCGCAUCCGCACGCAGGACGAACCGGAGCCCGGCCGAGGGCUUCCCCUCCGCCGUGGUCCUAUCAGCCCGCUCCGCCCUCCGCCCGGGACGACAGGCGGAGCAUCGAGGCGAGCUCCCGGCCGCAGCAGGCCUCUCCGCCUCCCGUCAGCUCCGUGUCGCCGGUCGGACCGGGCGACGGCCGGGACAGCAGCGGUGGGAUGGUGGCUGGCCCCCGCGGGGAGCUCGUCGUGUCGGCCGGUGUGGUCGGCUGCGGAGGAGGCAGCUGCUGCUCCGGGCCCGGGCUGAGCAAGAGGCGGCGGCAGGCAGGCUCCUGCUCCGGCGGGGUGGUAGCGACUCUGGCCGGGGGAGGCCAGCCCGGGGUGACCGGGCCGGGAGGAGUGGGGUCCAGCCAGGACACGGAGGAAGGAGCCGGCAACAACAGCGAGGACGAGUACGAGAACGCGGCCCGGCUGCAGUCCGUGGAUCCGGCCACCGUGGAGCAGCAGGAGCACUGGUUUGAAAAAGCUCUGGGGGAGAAGAAAGGAUUCGUCAUCAAGAAGAUGAAGGAGGACGGAGCCUGUCUGUUCAGAGCUGUUGCUGAUCAGGUGUACGGAGACCAGGACAUGCAUGAAGUGGUCCGGAAGCACUGUAUGGACUACCUGAUGAAGAACGCCGACUACUUCUCCAACUACGUGACGGAGGACUUCACCACAUACAUCAACAGGAAGAGGAAAAACAAUUGCCACGGCAACCACAUCGAGAUGCAGGCCAUGGCCGAGAUGUACAACAGACCAGUGGAGGUGUAUCAGUACAGCACAGAGCCAAUCAACACGUUCCAUGGCAUCCACCAGAACAACGACGAGCCAAUCAGAGUGAGCUACCACCGGAACAUCCACUACAACUCGGUGGUGAACCCCAACAAGGCCACGAUCGGGGUGGGACUGGGGCUGCCGGCCUUCAAACCCGGGUACGCGGACCAGUCCCUGAUGAAGUCGGCCAUCAAGACGUCGGAGGAGUCGUGGAUCGAGCAGCAGAUGCUGGAGGACAAGAAGCGGGCGACGGACUGGGAGGCCACCAACGAGGCCAUCGAGGAGCAGGUGGCCCGGGAGUCCUACCUGCAGUGGCUGCAGGACCAGGAGAAACAGGCCCGACAGCCCCGUAAGGCCAGCGCCACCUGCAGCUCGGCUACGGCGGCGGCCUCCAGCGGGCUGGACGACUGGAGCGCCCGGUCGCCACGGCAACGGGACUCCGACCCCUCCCACUCUCACGCCGACCUCACCACCUCCUCCUCCGCCAACAACAAGCCCCCCUCCCCCGCAGGGGCCGCCCUCAUCCUCAGCAAACCCCCCUCCCCCUGCGCCCCAGGUCCCAGUAAUCAGAGUCGUCAUCAUCUGGAGUACAGAGCCAUCAUGCAGGAGAUGUCCCCUACAGCAUUUGGUCUGACGGACUGGGAGGACGAUGAGAUCCUGGCGUCCGUCCUGGCCGUGUCUCAGCAGGAGUACCUGGACAGCAUCAAACACCAGAGAGAGUCUCCGGACAGCAGCUGAUACUCACACAAUACACACAUUAACACACAACACACACACAACACACUAGACACACACACCCUGACCUUUGACCCCGCCUCCUCCUGACCACACAGGAAAUAAAACAUCCAACAAGGAGACACUUGUUUUUCUUUCAUCAGCUCAUCUCCUCCCCCUCCUCCCCCCUCCUCCCCCCGACUGUUAGCUCUGUGGCUAUCAGGCCCUUUGGUUUCAAUGAAGAAUGCUAAUCAGAACGGAUGUGUCCUGGAGGCUACGUUAGCAUACUCCUUAGCGAGCAUGCUAUCACCUGAAGUCUUACUCCGCUAACAUGCUAGCUGUAGCUAGUCAAAACUGGACCGCCCUUCUUAGCAUUCAUCAUUACCUGUAGGCUACGUUAGCAUUUAGCUUCAACCUCAUUCGCGGACAUUUUCAGACUUUAAAAUGAUGGAUGUCCUCGAGGCCACGUUAGCAUGCUCGUUAACGAGCAGGCUAGCACCAGAAGUCUUACUAGGUUUUAAUGCUAGGUCCUUAUCAUGCUGCUAACUAGCUGGAAUGCUGUUAGCGUAGCACAAGACAGUUUCUCUGUUAGCAUCAUGCUAAUCAGAACUGAACAUGAUGUUUAUGAGAAGUUAGCGAGCUCUUUAGCGAGCACGCUAUGAAAAAGUCUUAUUAUGUUUUAAAGCUAGCUCCAAAGCUGCUAGCGUGCUUAGUUUAGCAUCAAGUAGCCAAAUCAUUUCCCCUGUUGUAUCCACCGGCGGCCAUUUUGUGUCAAUACGUUUACUCCGUUGUUAUCUGAGUAAUAACUCCCCCCAUCCUCUCUGUCCUCCUCCUCCAUCAUCAUCAUCAUCUUCAUCAUUGGACUUAUUUAGCUGCAUGUUUAAUUGACCACAACAAAUAUCAUCAUAGAGAAAAAGCAACAAAAUAAAAAGGAGAGAAAAUAGAGAAUUGUCAUACUUAUCCUCUUAAUGAUUGAUUAUUGUUGGUAUUAUUAAUAAUAUAAGUUUAUUUUAUUUUCUCGUUUGGGAUGAAAAAAUUUUCUUGGAAUAAAAAGAGGAAAAUGUUUCUGAA
Molecule: messenger RNA, 2954 nt
Organism: Mugil cephalus (flathead mullet)
Lineage: Eukaryota; Metazoa; Chordata; Actinopteri; Mugiliformes; Mugilidae
Gene: otud5a
Product: OTU deubiquitinase 5a
Exons: 9
Coding region: 270-1907 (545 amino acids)
Biological process (GO): protein deubiquitination
Molecular function (GO): K63-linked deubiquitinase activity; cysteine-type deubiquitinase activity
Source: RefSeq, a predicted model, not a curated record